AUGGCCUCUUGUGGUGAAGAGGGACUGCCAGAUACUGCUUCAUUUAUGAAGCUUGCAUUAGAACAGGUGAUGGAUGCACCAUUUCUUUUUGAUAUUUUUCCUAGACAACCCAGCCAGUCGGCGGAGCAGCUAGUCUCUAUUCUCUUCCCUCCUAUCUACUCUUCUUUCUCUUCCUCCCUUCCGUCUCCCUCUAUUCUCUGCUUCAGACAACCCAGCCAGUCGGCGGAGCAGCUAGUUGGUGCUCUUCGUUCGGCCUUCGUUGCUGCUCGUUCGUCGUCAACCUUGGGGGGGCAUAUUUUGUAG
Molecule: messenger RNA, 303 nt
Organism: Ilex paraguariensis (yerba mate)
Lineage: Eukaryota; Viridiplantae; Streptophyta; Magnoliopsida; Aquifoliales; Aquifoliaceae
Source: the annotation of a GenBank genome assembly